UUUUCGUUCAUGUCUUUAUCACAUCACGCAGAAAAAAACUACAAUUUUUGAAAAAACGUCUUGUUUCUUGGAAGAUUAGGGUCGGAACAUUCUGUGCUACUUGCACAUUUACCGGCUAUCCUUGUUUGAUUUGAAAAAUGAUGAUCUAUUGAGAAUAAUAGUUAAUAAUUGACAAGCGUGCACGUUCGGUAUAAUUCAGCACUCAGACAGUGUCCCUAGUUACAAUUGAAAAUUUAGUUUACCAAGGUUUAACCUUAACUGGUUUGAGACCGGGGCUUUUAAAAUCUAAUAAAUUCAGCGAGGUCUUCAAAAACCGCCUUCUUCCUUUCUAACUGAUGUGAACAAAUUUUGACCCCAUUUAAUCUCAAUUUGCUGCAUUGACAAAUCCUUCUGAUUGUCUUCAAAAUCGCAUUAAGGGACCGAAGAUCUCUAAAAGUAUCAUUCUUAUCGGAAUAUUUUGAGGUCAACACGGGGGUUGGAAGACUGCUUAAGAUAUUUUUCUGAGAUAAUUCUUGAAAUUGAGAAUAAGAACAAUUGGAUUAAAUCGGCUCAAGUUUCCAAGUUGCCAAUCUUGUGAUAAGAACUCCCCUUUAAGAACAUCAUUUGAACCAAAUUUUUGAAGUUUUCUGCCUUGCUUGUUACGCCCAACCAAGUGUCAAAUCCGACAGCAAUGAGAGUGGCACUAAUCGGAGCUGGAGCCGCAGGCCUUUCAGUCCUUCGUCUGAUCCCAGAAGAGGUCUUGCAAAAUGGAGAAGUUGUCUGCUUCGAGAGCUCAAACUAUUACGGAGGUCAAUGGUGCCAAUAUGCACCAAAAGCGGACGAUGUGACCGAAGACCCAACUUCGAGCAUGUAUAAGAAUCUAGUGACCAAUCUUCCUACUUGCAUCAUGCAGUAUCCCGACUUCUCAUGGGAUCAUCCUAAUUCAUUUGUCCACCAUACAGACGUCGCAAAGUACCUGUUAGACUACUGCUACAAAAACAACCUGCAGAAAUAUGUAAUCCUGAACAGAAAAGUGACGAGUCUAAGUCGCAACCGAAACGACGGAACCUGGAAUCUAUCGUCGGUUGAUUGCACAGGUAAUUCUGAUGUGCAGAAUGACGAAGUAUACGACUAUGUUUUUGUAUGUUCUGGUCAUUUCACGUAUCCACGCACAAUGGAACUCGACGGUCUGGAUAAGUUUCCGGGAAAAGUGUUCCACAGUCGCUGGUUUGACGACCCAGAGGACUUUUCCGGGAAAACUGUGAUGGUAAUUGGAAAAGCAUUAUCUGGAAUUGAUAUUUGCUGUGAAAUGCAACCGUAUGCAAAGAAGAUAAUUGCCUCGAGUCAUUGUCCUACCAAGUAUUUCAAACGAUACGAUAACGUCGAAGAAAUUGGUAUGGUGACACAUUAUGAAGAUGGAUCGUUUGUCCUAAAUGACGGUACUAAAAUUGACGAGAAAGUAGACGUUGUGAUUCUUUGUGUAGGUUUCACUUACGACAUGCCUUACUUGGAUCGUGAAACAUCAGAGGUUGAAAUAAGCGAUGGUUUCAUAGGGCCGCUGUAUAAGUUCACAGUCCAUGCAAAAUUCCCCUCGCUUUUCUUUAUCGGCCUCAAUCAAAGAAUUUGCCCGUUCACAUUGUUCUACUACCAGAGUGCAUUUUGCUGGGCUAUCAUAACUAAAAACUUGAAACUUCCCAUCAAUUUGAAAGAGAUUUGUGAAAGUGAGAUUUUGGAAAGGACGUCGAUUAUGAGGAAGAAACACUUCUUUCAUCUAUCUUUCGAUGAAGAGACGGCUCUUGUGACGUUUUUUGCUGAAUCGGCAAAUUUGCCUCACCCGCCCAAAUGGCUAGCAAGGGUAAGAGAAGGAGUGGCCCAGGAAAGAAAACUUGACCCGAUACGAUACAAAAAGCAGCAGAUUUCUAUCUUGGACGAUUGCAAAAUUGUUAUUGCAGAUCCAGACGGAAAUAUUGUGCGUCAAUUGUACUGAAUUGUCGAACUUUGUUUUGAACCACUUAAAAAAUCAAAAAUGUGUCAAGACCCCAAUGAAAAAAUGCGAAUUCUACAACUAGUGGAUUGUGUUUAUAUAUGUGUAGUUUAAUCUGAUCCAUACUAUUUAACAUGACUCUGUGUGGCACCAAUGAAGCCCAUUAAAAAUAACGAUUAAAUCAA
Molecule: messenger RNA, 2148 nt
Organism: Symsagittifera roscoffensis
Lineage: Eukaryota; Metazoa; Xenacoelomorpha; Acoela; Convolutidae
Exons: 4
Coding region: 671-1966 (431 amino acids)
Molecular function (GO): NADP binding; flavin adenine dinucleotide binding; N,N-dimethylaniline monooxygenase activity
Source: RefSeq, a predicted model, not a curated record